UCUCAGGAGGGAUGCACUCUUAUGUAUGAUGGAACAGGCUCUAAAGGCAUGUACCCUGUGGAGCUAAUGGCUGAGGAUUUCCCAAGGAAAAUGGUGGUUCUGAAAUCCAGGGCCAGGAUGCAAGAGAUUCACCCAUACAACGCUUCAGGAGGGGAAUGGAUUGAAGCCCUGAGCUCUGUCCCUCUGCAGUUCACCUUAAUAGUGGAUAAACCAGUAGAGGAUUGUCCCUUUGGGAUCAGAAGGCCGAUGUUUAUCAGCCCAACCCCAGACAAUGGGGACAGGAUCAACGUGCUGCCAUAUGAGGAUGUUUCCUUUACAGUGACAAGUGUCAGCGCAGGAGAAAGGAUGGCUGACUUGCAGGUUCUGGGUCCCCAUGGACUGCACAUGUCAGGCCUCUGGAUGGCAGAUGACCUUCACACUGUGUCUGCAAAUGUCACCUGGGAAAGCAGGAAUGCCAACAGACCACGCCGGAUUUCUGUGUGCUUCGUGGCCACUACGUUGUCAGGGUUACAGUCUGAGCUCAGAUGCAUUUGGAUUGUGCACAAAUCUGCUGAUUCUCCACUGGGCACAGUUCUGCUGUGUCUCGAGGAUCGAAUGCAGCUCUCUGUUCCCCGAUCUAGUUUAGGAGAUGUGCAAGAAAGCGAUCUGCAAAGGAGUAACCCUGAGUGCCUGGUCAGCAGCAACAGCACGCACCUUCUGGUAGAGAUCCCACUCGUUGGGGGUGGAACCAGGGAACAGGGAAACCCAUCUUUCUUCACCUUCACCAAUAGAAUAGUUAGUCAGCACAGAGGAGUGUCAGCACCUGCAUUUAAGAAAACCCUUGCCAUCCCAGUGAGCUGCAAAUACCAACAAGAGGAGACUGGCAGCACCUACUGCCCCUUUGCAAGCCUGGAAGAUCAAGGAUUUGGCAAUGUCAGCUUUGACAUUAGGUUCAGCAGAAAGACCUCAGAUGGGAUGAGACUGCUGAAGCGGGGGGCUUCUAUUAAUGCCAGUGUCAAUGACCAGCUAUUUAUCAGCGUGUCAGCUAAGAGUGACCUGGCUGAUGCCCACUUGAUUGUGCAGUCCUGUCAGGUGCUGGGCAACCAGGACUCUUCCAGUGGCUUCUUCAUCAUACAACAAGGUUGCUUGAAUUACAAGGCAGCCAAAGAAGUGAGUUUGGAAGACUCCAAGGACAAGGUUUACAGCCUCAGGCUUGCCUCCAUAGCAGACGUGGUUUCUGAGGUGUUUGUAACUUGUGAUGUGAAGCUAUGCUGCAGCCCAAGCAAAUUCAGGCUAUGUUCUUCAGGGUGCAAGUCCUUUAAAAGCCAAAAUGCCCUGAGCAAGAUGCUGGAGACAAAGAUCUAUCAGAUCAGUGCUGGGCCCAUCCGGAUCAGCAAGAGCCCCUCCAGUGGUACCAACCACACUGCCUUGGUGGUGGGUGUUGUGCUGGGAUGCACAGUGAUGUGUGUUGUCUUCCUGCUGGUGAAGAAGUCCUUUGUGGGAGUGCCACACAGGAAUGUGUCCUUAAGAACAUAGGACCAUUGCCGCAAAGGGCCUCAAAGGAAUUAGGAAAUUUGAGAAGACACCUUUGCCCUUUCCUCAUUCAGAUUCACCACUGUAAACAUCUCAGCUACAAGUAAAUUGUGAAAGGCUUCAUGAUUCCUGAUAGAGAACAGAGAACAAAAUAUUGGAUAAAAACCCUCUUUUGUAGAAGCCAUCCAGCAUACAGAGCUGGAAGCACAGCCCAUGCUCUUGGUAACUAGCACUGGUGGGCUAGUGGGUAGUAAGGGCUUGCCCACUUUGUGGUUUUAGUAGGCUAAAUUCAUUGCCAGCAUGCACCAGGGACUCCACCCACUCUCCAAAGUUGCUACCCUCACAACCCUCUUUAUUUCAGUGAUUGCCUGUAAUUCUCCCUCCCCGCACAUCUCUCUUCAUGCCAAUGCCUUUGUGUGCCCUCUUUUCCGUCAUACCAAAUCCUUUUCCCCCCCGACAUCAAGGUAUGACAGGGGGCCUGUGUUCACUCCCUUCCCUUAUUCAGUGUUGAGCUGUUCAACUCAAAUGGACAGAAAAUAGAUGAGCAUUUCUGUUAAGUGUUAAUGCCUUCUUUCAUCAAUCAUUUUUUUUUUUUUUUGCUCAAAAGGCAAUCACACAACUGACUAAAGCAGUCUCUGAUGGCAAGUGCUCUAUCUGCUCCAUAUUUCCCUCCAAUUCUCUGCCCCCCUCACCAAUUAAGGUUCUGUUCAUUAACCCCUUCAACAGUCCCUGAAACUACAGAACCACGCACUAAGAAUUACUACACUGUAUUUCAACAAAUACCAUCAAAUUUUCUGAGCUAGAAGGCCCUGCACACAAGGCAACACUCCCAGGUUCUUGUAAAUCAGUCCCAAGAAUUGAAGAUGUCUGCCCCUCCAAGCAGGCAGUCACGCAUCUUGUUCUAGGAAAUAACUUCUCCUGAACUUAAAAAAAAAAAAACAUGGCUGAAGAUAGCAAGAAGCGCACAAUAUUGGAAUUUGUGGGAUUCCAUAGGAUUUUUAAAUGCUUUGGAAAUUCAGGUGCUGGGCCGUUUGCUUGGGGCAUGAGUUCUGACUUAUGUAUGCACCAUGGCGGGGAAUACGAAGAUCACAAUCAAGUGACACAAGAGUGGUUUAUGUUCUGGAAUCCCUGUGGACAUUGGUUAAAAAUAAAGUGAAAACCCAAACACUUCAGUUCCAGCUCU
Alligator mississippiensis (American alligator) is the source of this 2695-nucleotide messenger RNA. Its product is annotated as ZP domain-containing protein. The transcript is spliced from 10 exons. Lineage: Eukaryota; Metazoa; Chordata; Crocodylia; Alligatoridae. The record is from RefSeq and is a predicted model, not a curated record. The coding region runs from base 22 to 1515 and encodes 497 amino acids.